AUCAAUUCUUGAAUCACAAUUCUCGAUUCCCCAUUACACAAUCUUCAACCCUUUUACCCUUUCAAACUUCAUACAAAUAUAUAAUAAAAUGCAUACAAUAUAUACAUACACACAUGUAUCUCUAUAUUGACAGACAGCCCUCAUAUCCUUUUGCUUUUUCAGAGCUCAAAUUCAAAGUGUAAAAGCUUCCAGACCAGUAUUCUGAUCACUUUUUACUAUACCGUUAAUCACUCCUUCCUCAUUGGAAACAUACAUAAUGACUCAAGAAAUAUCUAUUGGUGAAUCAAGGUCAAGAAAGCAAGGGCUUUUGAAAGAUCAAGUUCGUUUAGUUAAACGAAAAGAUUGCGAUCGUUAUGAGAUUGCUAGAAUUCAAGAUAAUUUAUCAUUUGAGAAGGGUUUCUUUGUUGUAAUUCGGGCUUGUCAGUUGCUAGCCCAACACAAUGAAGGGAUCAUGUUGGUUGGUUUAGCUGGUCCUUCUGGUGCUGGGAAGUCCUCAUUUACUGAGAAAAUACUAAACUUUAUGCCGAGUGUUGCUGUCAUUUCAAUGGACAAUUACAAUGAUGGUAGCAGAGUAAUUGAUAAUAAUUUUGAUGAUCCUCGUUUGACCGACUAUGACACGCUGCUGAAAAAUAUUAAUGAUUUAAAAGAGGGGAAAGCAGUUGAAGUUCCGAUAUAUGAUUUCAAGUCUAGCACCCGCAUUGGUUACAGAACGCUUGAAGUCCCAAGUUCACGUAUUGUGAUAAUUGAGGGCAUAUACGCUUUGAGUGAGAAGUUGCGUCCAUUACUGGAUCUUAGAGUAUCUGUUACAGGUGGUGUUCAUUUUGAUCUUGUAAAACGGGUUUUAAGGGACAUACAACGUGUUGGGCAGGAACCUGAGGAUAUUAUCUACCAGAUAUCUGAGACGGUUUAUCCAAUGUACAAGGCAUUUAUAGAACCUGACCUCAAGACGGCUCAUAUAAGAAUUGUGAACAAGUUUAAUCCCUUCACAGGCUUCCAGAGUCCAACUUAUAUUCUAAAGUCAUCGAGAAACCUUACCGUGGAUCAAGUGAAGUCUGUCAUGUCGGAUGAACAUACAGAAACUUUUGAGGAGACGUAUGAUAUAUAUCUCCUGCCACCUGGAGAAGAUCCAGAAACUUGCCAAUCGUAUUUGAGGAUGCGUAAUAGAGAAGGAAGAUAUAGUCUCAUGUUUGAGGAAUGGGUCACCGAUGCUCCGUUUGUUAUCUCACCGAGGAUAACUUUUGAAGUUAGUGUGCGGCUUCUUGGUGGUCUAAUGGCCUUGGGAUACACAAUAGCAUCUAUCCUGAAAAGAAGUAGCCAUGUUUUUUGUGAUGACAGAGUGUGUGUAAAAAUAGACUCGCUGGAACAAAUUAGUCGACAUUAUGUUCAGGUUCAAGGAAGAGAUCGCAUAACUGUAAGAUGUGUUGCUGAGCAGCUGGGAUUGGAAGGUUCAUAUAUUCCGCGUACAUAUGUUGAACUAAUGCAACUCGAAAAACUAGUAAAAGAGAUCACGGUACCUCCAGAGGAAUUAAAAACAAAGCUAAGCAUAGAUGAUGAAAUGCUAUCCAGUCCCAGGGAAACACAUUCCCCCGCCGCAACAAGAAAUAACUUCUUUAAGAGUCGGAUGUCACAUUCAUAUUCAACCACAAGGGAUAAAAAUCUGACCUCCAUUCCUGGAUAUGCAAUCGAGAGUCCUAGAUUUGACGACAAGAGCCCAGAGCCAACAGACACAAUGGCAAUCCAGGGAGCAAUUAGCCAUCUCACGGAGCAAAUUUUUACCCUAAAUGAUCGGAUGGAUGAAUUUACAUCUUGGAUUGAUGCUCAAAGUUCACUAUCUUCAAGAACAUUUUCUGGUAACCAACAGAGCACUGAGUCAUUAAAUGGAGUUGCUUCAACUUCAUACUUCACCUCAACUUUAGCCAAUGGUUCUUUAAAUGGAUCUCAAGUCCGCCAUUCAAAUUCAUACAUGCAGUUAGCAAAAGAUUCUCCCCUCAUCGAAGAGAUAUCUGGAAUAGCCCAAAGCACACAUAAAAUCAUGCAUCAGCUGGACAACAUUAGCAAACAUCUUUAUGAUGAAAUAGGGGAGAAAUCACGUCAAGAACGUAAAAUCAAGAGAAGUGAUGGACCCAAAGUGGAUGCAAUUGCGGUUUCUAUAGUAUUAUCAUUGGCCAUUGGUGCUCUUGGAAUCAUCUUGUUUAAGGGUGUUGCACCCAGAAAUUGAAUCUUUUAGUUCAUUUUUCGACAAUACUAACAUUAGCAGGCAAUUUUCAUAUGCCUCAAUUUUUUUGUAGUUUCUUGCAAAUUACGCCCUACUUACCGAGAGGCAAUACUGAUAAUAGGUCAAGCUGAUAUACGGUUUUGGAAACCAUAGACGCUAGUUAAAGCUUUUGAAUUCGGUUUUGAGCGUUAUCAAAAGAGGGGUGUUUUUUAAGUUUGUAUGUGGCUUCUUGUUU
Erigeron canadensis is the source of this 2450-nucleotide messenger RNA. RefSeq names its product inorganic pyrophosphatase TTM2-like. Gene Ontology annotation, molecular function: ATP binding; kinase activity. The coding region runs from base 257 to 2218 and encodes 653 amino acids. Lineage: Eukaryota; Viridiplantae; Streptophyta; Magnoliopsida; Asterales; Asteraceae. The record is from RefSeq and is a predicted model, not a curated record. The transcript is spliced from 12 exons. Gene Ontology annotation, cellular component: cytoplasm.